Amoebophrya sp. A120 is the source of this 361-nucleotide messenger RNA. The record is from the annotation of a GenBank genome assembly. Lineage: Eukaryota; Dinophyceae; Syndiniales; Amoebophryaceae.
UCUAUCGGAUCUAGAGGACGUGGCCGAGGUAUCGGGCGGGGUGGGCGAAGAUAUGCGUUGCAAAUAUGUUUGAAUCUUGCGACUGAGUCCUGUAUAUCUGGCAAAAAUUAUUUGUCCUGCGUUCGUAGCACAAGAUGCCCAUUCUCGGCCAUGCUGAAGCGGUAAUUUUCAUGCGGAAUAUGCAUUGCAAAGUCCUUACAAAAUCUAUGACAGAGAAUUUUAUAAACAAUACGAGUCGUAUUAGACCGACACAGAAAUCGAGUGAAAUCGUAUUGGUCUCAUUGCUCGCAUUGGUCGCCUCGUAUUGACGUGGCGCCAGGACCCCCAAGAUGGUCCGCCCAGCCGCCCGCCCCAAUUGGUU